AUGGCCGAGCCUAGUAUACCAUUCGAUGGCCCCCGCAGCAGAGCGCCUACGUUUCCACGGCAGCCAGAGGAGCUGCAUAUGCCCUCAGCGAACGCCUCUUCGAAGCCGCAAAAUGAGCAGCAGCAGCAGCACAGCUCGAUUCCGCCGCUGUUGAGCAUCCAGCAGCAGCCGGGUCCCCAGCAGCAGCAGCACCAGAAUAAUGCUCUCCCGGGAGCCCUACAGCCUGGUCCUGCAAGCCGCCAGGGACAGCCUUCUACGACACAUCACAAUAGCAGCAACAACAUACACAACUCGUCUUCCUCGUCCGGAGUGCCCUCGCAGCUAGCGGUGCCUAUGACCCCAUCGAAACAGUCGUCUAUGAGCCAGCUGCAGUCCUAUCCCUCCAGCCCAGGAGUAGAUCAGCAGCGAUACCAGCAUCACCAGCAGCAGCAACAGCAACAGUCCAGCAUGAUGUCCCCGUCCGGACAGUCAUCGUCGACGCCGUACUCGCCGCUCGGGCUAGCAGAUAUACGCCCUCACAUGGAUCUGGGCCGGAUAGACGACUCGGCCGGCUCGUCCACCAUCCACAACGGGGACAUGCACACACCCAAGAACAGCAGCUAUCUCGCUCCGUGGGCGUUGUAUGCGCUGGACUGGUGCAAGUGGCCCGCGGCGCCAAACACCAAUUCGGCGGGGAAGAUUGCUCUCGGAAGUUAUCUAGAAGACACCCACAACUACAUCCAAAUACUUCACGCGCAGACGGCUGAGCGGGACUACAAUGAUCCCGACAACGAUCCGGGGCUGGAGUUUGUGAAGACCGCGGAGGCAACACACUCCUACCCGGUUACUCGCAUCCUCUGGGAGCCGCCAUCGUCGCAGAAACAGUCGACGGACCUGCUGGCCACCUCUGGCGACCAUCUCCGGCUCUGGUCGCUACCCUCGAACCCCAGCCAGCCGCAGUACUACGGCAGCAACUCGAUCAACCGGAUGAGCGCGAGCAACAAGAGCCCUCCGCCGCUGCAGAAGCUCUCCCCGCUCGCUCUCCUCUCUAACUCCAAGACCCCCGAACACACAGCGCCCAUAACCUCGCUAGACUGGAACGCUGUCUCCCCCAGUCUGAUCAUUACCUCGAGUAUAGACACCACCUGUACGAUAUGGGACAUACCCACUCUCACUGCAAAGACGCAGCUCAUUGCCCACGACAAGGAGGUGUACGACGUCCGGUUCUGUGCAAACAGCGUAGACGUCUUUGUUAGCUGCGGUGCAGACGGCAGCGUGAGAAUGUUUGAUCUCAGAAGCCUAGAGCACAGCACCAUCAUCUACGAACCAUCGGAGAAACACGAUAAGGCAUCACCACAUGAUGCCCACCUACUGGCGACGUUUGCCCAGGACUCCAACAUCAUCCGGGUGCUGGACGUCCGCCAGCCGGGCCAGGCACUGCUUGAACUCAAGGGCCACGCUGCGCCCGUAAACUGUCUGGAAUGGUCUCCAUCCCGUCGAGGCACGAUAGCCACGGGGGCAGACGACUCGCUGGUCCUGAUCUGGGACCUCAUCAACCAGAACAACGCUGCGGCCUUGCCACUGCCUCCUCAGCAGCCACAGGGCCUUCACUCCGGCGGCAACGGCAACAGCAGCAACUCUGCCGCGGCCUCGACCAGCGGCAACGGGCCGUCGACCCUCGAACGAGGUCCUGCCGCCGCCUGGCGCUGUGACUAUGAAGUGUCGAACAUCAGCUGGGCGCCUCACAUUCCUGCCACCGGCCCGGGCAGAGACUGGGUUGGCGUCUGCGGCGGAAGAGGGCUCUGGGGAGUGUCCAUAUAA
Messenger RNA from Trichophyton benhamiae CBS 112371, 1800 nucleotides. RefSeq lists its product as uncharacterized. The transcript has 3 exons. Gene Ontology annotation, cellular component: nucleus. NCBI's taxonomy places the organism in Eukaryota, Fungi, Ascomycota, Eurotiomycetes, Onygenales, Arthrodermataceae. Gene Ontology annotation, molecular function: protein binding. The coding region runs from base 1 to 1800 and encodes 599 amino acids. The record is from RefSeq and is a predicted model, not a curated record.